AUGCAUUCUUCUGUAAUGGCUCCAACGCGGAAUCUAAUCCGAGACGAAGAGCUUGGAUCCAUAUCAGACGAAGAAGAAGAUUCUCCAUCUGGUAAACGAUCAAAACUCGAUCGGUUCCCUCUAAGCCGAUGGGAACUAGCAGUAUCUCUCGGCGUCUUCCUCGUCUUCUCCUCAGGUCUCCUCUGCAUCUACAUCACAAUGCCUUCUGCAGAGUUCGUCAAACUCAAGCUCCCAAGAACCAUCUCUGAUCUCCGCUUGCUCAAAGACAAUCUAGCGAACUAUGCGAAUGAGUAUCCGGCGCAGUUUGUUUUAGGGUACUGUGCCACCUACAUUUUCAUGCAGACGUUUAUGAUUCCAGGGACUAUCUUUAUGUCACUUUUAGCUGGAGCUCUGUUUGGUGUUGUCAAAGGUGUUGUCUUGUUGAUUGGUCGGCCGUUGAUUACUUGGCUAUGGCCUGAGAAACUAAGAUUCUUUCAAGCUGAGAUUGGUAAGCGAAGAGAUAAGCUUCUGAACUAUAUGUUGUUUCUGAGGAUAACACCAACACUGCCCAAUCUGUUCAUCAAUUUGGCUUCUCCUAUAGUUGAUGUACCUUUUCAUGUCUUCUUUUUGGCGACAUUGGUUGGUCUUAUUCCUGCAGCUUAUAUAACCGUCAGGGCUGGCCUUGCUAUUGGAGAUCUGAAAUCGGUGAAGGAUCUGUAUGAUUUCAAGACUUUGUCGGUGCUUUUCCUCAUUGGGUUUAUCUCCGUACUUCCAACGAUACUGAAAAGAAAGAAGAUAUACGAGUAA
This is a messenger RNA of Eruca vesicaria subsp. sativa (arugula), 786 nucleotides long. Lineage: Eukaryota; Viridiplantae; Streptophyta; Magnoliopsida; Brassicales; Brassicaceae. The record is from the annotation of a GenBank genome assembly.